Brugia malayi is the source of this 1848-nucleotide messenger RNA. RefSeq lists its product as uncharacterized. The record is from RefSeq and is a predicted model, not a curated record. NCBI's taxonomy places the organism in Eukaryota, Metazoa, Nematoda, Chromadorea, Rhabditida, Onchocercidae. The transcript is spliced from 11 exons. Gene Ontology annotation, molecular function: chloride channel activity. Bases 1 to 1848 code for a protein of 615 amino acids.
AUGACUGUUCAGUACAACUUGGAUGUGUCAACUUCUCGGCCUUGGACCUUAUUCAAACUUUUAUUCCGGUGGCGCGGAAGUAUUUGGAAAUCAGUAACUCUCGAAUUAUUUGUUUGGUUGUUGUUAUUUGCCGUAAUAUCAGUGAUAUACCGCGUUGCUUUAAACAAUGAACAAGUUAGUACAUUCGAGCAGUUCGUACAUUACUGCGAUGAGAAAUUGGAUUACAUUCCAUUGAAUUUUAUGCUUGGAUUUUUUGUUACAAUCGUUGUUUCAAGAUGGAUUAAUUUUUUCGUGAAUAUUGGCUAUAUUGACAAUAUAGCUUUAAUGGUAGCAGCAUAUGUAAAAGGUUCGGAUGAUUGGGCACGAAUGCUGCGCCGAAAUAUCAUUCGGUAUUGUGUCUUAUCACAAGCACUUGUCUUCCGCGAUAUCAGUAUGCGAGUCCGGAAACGAUUUCCGACCAUCGAAGCAUUGGUUGCCGCCGGUUUCAUGAUGAAACACGAGAAGGAAAAGUACGAUGCGAUCCAAUAUCGCUAUGCUAAAUAUUGGAUGCCAUUCCAGUGGGCAUUGUCACUUUGUCAAGAAGCACGAAAUCAACAAAAAAUUUCCAGUGAUAUUUUGCUUGAAAAAGUUGGUGAAGAAAUUAAAAAGUUUCGUACGAAUUUGGCCAUUUUGUGUAACUUUGAUUGGGUACCUUUACCAAUUAUGUACCCACAACUAAUUGUCUUAGCUGUUCACACAUAUUUUCUUGUUGGUGCUAUUGCCAGGCAAUAUAUUAUUAGUGAAAAUGCAAAGAAUAAAUCAACGUUGGAUAUAUACCUUCCGGUUAUGACUAUUAUUCAGUUUGUCUUCUACAUGGGAUGGCUAAAGGUAGCAGAAGCAAUGCUAAAUCCGUUUGGUGAAGACGACGACGAUUUCGAAUGCAAUUUUCUGCUCGACAAAAAUCUUAGCGUAGGUUUAACAAUCGUCGAUGACGGAUGCAACAAAAUACCGGCAUUACUUAAAGAUGUUUUCUGGAGCGAAACCGAAAUUGAACCUUUGUAUUCAGCGGAAUCGGCUCGUGGAGAAUAUCGACUUUCCGGUUUGACUGGUUCAACCGCAAAUGUUCAGUUAACUGAUCAAAAUAGGAAAAUUAAAAUGUUACCUUUAUCACGAGAAUUAGACAAUCAUCAUUCAAUUUCGGAACUUUUACGAAGUUCAAUGCGGCAUAGUCUGCGUGCUGGAAGAGCUGAUCAUCAUGGCGGUAUUAUGAACAUUGUUCGUCAAAAAUUUGGUAGGUCAUUAAGUCAUUCACAUUUCAAUACGAGCCAAAAUGCCGAUGAUAACAGCAACAAAACGAAUCAAACUGUGGACGAAUUGUCAGUCGUGGAAAAAGGUUACUCAAAAUGGAUAAGUAACAGUGAAAGCCGUCGAAGCAGUUUAAAUCGUGUUCUGGAGACUAUUAUCAAAGAAUCAUAUGAUAAUCCAAAUGUUAACUUAUCAGAUGAAGAUUUGCCCCUUACAUUAAAGCAAACAUCGAUGAGUGAUGGACGACAUACUGGCCAUGCUGCACUGUCACAAACGUCAACGCUGUACAGACUGGAAGAUUUGGAAGAGGAAACAGAAGAUGCUAUAAGUAGGAAAAAUACCAAAGCAGAUAAUACUGCUCCUGUCACUGGCUACACUUACGUGAAUUACGUAAGGUCACCGAAUAGUGACGUACGGAUUAGUGCUGUCGAUGGAUCAUCACUGAUUGUAACUCGACAACGAAGUGUUCCAUCGAAUGAUGCAAAUUGCGCUUUUGUUCAAACAGCAAUUCGUAGGCAGAAUUCAUGUCCAGAAGUUAAUUUAGAGAAUAAAUCUUGGAUAUGA